AGAGCGGGAAAAUGUAAGUUUUUCACCUUUAACUGCUGCUAAAUUAUAAACCUAACUUAACAAUGAGGCUGCUUUAUUUCUUAGCAAUGUGCAAUCCAUGAAACACCAAAGUUGUUUCACGUUGGUUCGUGUUCCUCCCUCGUUUCUCCUCUCUCCGCCUUCCUCCGUCAACUCCCCCUAGACUUUAAGGAACUUACCUGCCAUUCUAUAAAAAGAAGUUAGAGACGAAGCAGAAAAGGACUUCUCGGUUAAAAUAGUGUGAACUUUCCGAGUCUAAUGUUUGCUUUAUUUCAGGGUUUGUUGCCAUUUUUUAAACCGCAGCUGAGACGUUUACGGUCCGCCGACACUGCGGGAUUUGUGAACAUUUAAAGUUAGAAAAGCCACUUCCGUGUUUUUUUUUUUUUUUUUUUUGCGUUUCUGAUCGCAGCAUGGACACUGAGCUGCAAUUGAUUAAGGCACAUAUGGACGACGGAGCUGCAAAUUCUUCUAAUGAACGGAUCAACGGAGCUAAUGGGGAAGCGAUGCCUGUUGCAGCAGAAGGUCAAAGGAAUGUGGGAAACGCAAACUGUCUUCAAGAAGUGACAGUAAAUAAUGGUGAACAUGUGGCCAAUGGGAAUCCUGCUGCAACAGAGACAGAUGCUUUGGUUCAUGUGCAGACCAACGGCGCUAAUGGGGAAGCGAUGCAUUUUGACCAUGCAGCAGGAGGUCAAAGGAAUGUGGGAAACACAAACUCUACUCGAGAGAAUGGCUCUGUGUGCAGAGUAAAGAAGGAGCUGAACGAGGUCGUCUUCUGGAAAGUCAGACUGUGGAUGGUUAUCAUCGUUGUCCUUGUCCUCAUCCCUGUUGUGAUUGUAAUUUCCCUGGCUGUGUGCUCAGCGAUCCAUGAGGACGUGGAUGACAAGUUUGACUCUUCAUUGUUUAAAGUUCCACACUAUUUCAAUGGGAGCUUCCAGUUGCCAAAUCAGGUCUUCCAAGAGGAGCUUUUAAACCUUCACUCCAACAUAAGCCAAACACUCGCUGCAGAUCUUCAAAACAAGAUGGCUGACCUCUACAGAUCCUCCCCUGCUCUAGGGCGAUACUUCUCCAAAGCUGAAAUACUUGCUUUCAGGAACGGUUCAGUCAUCGCCGAGUACAAGCUGACGUUUAAGUUGCCUGAAGAGCAGCAGGAUCAGCUGAGAAACUUCACUCUGAGCAGGGAGAUGGUUUACAACGUGUUUCGACAGUUUUUAUAUGACCAGGAGCCUGAUGAGUCAGCUGAGUCGGGGCCAAUGUACAUCGAACCUGUUUCCCUAGAGAUGUUCUCAGCACGCUGAUGAUGAGACUCAGAAAACCACCAAGUCCUGUUUUCUUUGUUAUUUAAGUGAGACGCUGACCAAGUUCUAAACCUCCAGUGAGGUGAAUGAUGCUGCAUAUGACUUGUCAGACUUGUGUGCAAUUUUCUCAUGAGUAUGAAUAUGGUGCGUCUUUACCACAGGAAGCUAAAGUUGCGCAAACAUGAUGUACAUCUGUCAUGUGGAUGACCGCGUUGUGUGUAAUGUGUGCAGGACUUAUGAGGUUAAAAGGGCACCCGUCUCCUGUGGCUUAAUCCACAAGAGAAUGACAACAAAAUUUCGAGCUUAUACAGUUUUAAAAAACACAGCUUUUUAUUUUUGCAUUUGAGAUUUUAUUGUGUAUGUUUGUGCAAGAGUAUUGAUUUAAAUGUCACUGCUGUUUUUUUUACAUUCCUUCCCUCGUUCAUCACUGUGAUUUCAAGUAUGGCCGUUUGUACAGGAGGAAAAAAAACUGCUGUGAAGUGUUUUCUGAAUUUUCUUAAUACAAAUGUUUCAAUUUGCA
Messenger RNA from Acanthochromis polyacanthus (spiny chromis), 1833 nucleotides. Its product is annotated as TPA-induced transmembrane protein homolog. The record is from RefSeq and is a predicted model, not a curated record. Bases 429 to 1313 code for a protein of 294 amino acids. The transcript has 8 exons. NCBI's taxonomy places the organism in Eukaryota, Metazoa, Chordata, Actinopteri, Pomacentridae.